AUGCAACGGCUACGCGACCUGUUCAACGGCGCUUUCUCAAAACUGUCACCGAUACGAAGAAUACGUCGAAAACGCGCCUUCCGACUUCUGGAUCUUCCUUCCGUUCCUCUGUUGAAAUGUCUGGGAAUGUUCGGUACUAUUGAGCGGUAAGCGGAAUCUUUUGAUUUGAAUGAAAUAUUCAAUUUUCAAUUCUCAGGUGCCAUUUCUCGAAGUGCUCAAAGACCGCAAAGGCAGCUCUCAUGUCAUUGAAGAAGGAACCCAUCUUUUUUAUGGCUUAUUUCAAUCCUUGCUUCCAAAUGGAUCUUGGUUUCGGAGUGUAUCUAGAGAAUAGUCGCACGUUGUUGUAUAUUGACAAGACCACAGAUUCCACAUUUUUAAGGAGGGUAGCAAAAAGACCUGAACCUUGUUGGAAAGGACGGCAAUCGGAGCUGUUAGCAGAAGUGGAGCACUACAAAGAAGCUUUGCGAACUCCUUUGAAAGGGAUUGUAAUAAGUUACGAUCACUUUCAAGAGGGAGUUCGGGACAUUAUUGAUCACGUCAAUCGCCAGAAUUUCGUACUUGAUGUGCUUGGCAUCAGUGGCGGAUGUCCGAAUGAAGAAGAUGCUCGAUUCAUUCUGGACAACUGCAAAGCCACCAAUACCCUUAUAUUUCUAUUAAUAUUUCCCCGAUACUUUCGUUAUGAAUUCAAAUUAGUUGGGAGGGGUGUGCUUAUCUCUCAUUCCUACUGGUUAACAAUUGAUAACAUUAUCUCGAUGGACUGUGCGAUCAUCCAACUGGAAGGUGCAGAGUUCACACAACAAGACCUCAACCGAUUCGUCAAACUCUGGAUGGCUGGAGCGAAUCCCCGUUUGGAGAAUUUAUUGAUGUUCAGAAAUAUACGAGCGAAAGUCACUCUUAACAAGUUUGACAUAGUGGAUGGUAUACAAUUUGUCGAAAUUGAUGACACGGUCGAACGGCAUUAUUUAGUGUAAGUUUACAAAAUAAAGAGUCUUUGAGAAUAGUUCAUUCUUCAGGAAAGAAAAAGCAAUGUCACCGCUAAAGAUGACUUGUUCGGGUGGGCUGGACAUUGUGAGGCAAGAUGGUGUAAAAGCGACGAUCGAGAGUUAUUCUUGCGACGAACUGGACAUGCAUCUAUUCAUUUUCAUUGUUUGGCCUCAUUCAUCUUCCGAGUGGUUGGAGAUUGACCACUCUUAUUAGCUCUGUUCGUGGAAAUAUCGAUUUGUUUACCGUUUUGGAGUGAUAUUAUAAAAUCGGUUGAUUUUUCCAUAACUUUUCCUAUGUUCUCUGUAUUGUCCAGGGUAUUUGACAUCGUUUUUUGUGCUAGCCUGAUUGAAUUUCCAUUUGAUUCCGACAAAAAGCAUUUACAAACACUGAUAAGUCUAAGAAUUUGUGGAAAUAGGAUGCACAAAAAUCGAUUUCUCAGCCGAAUCGGCAAUUUUCAGAGGUUAACGGGGCGUGGCUUGGCGGUGACAGUCGAUGGUUCAGCUGAAAUUCGUGGAAAUUAUGUGCUGGCUUACAAAACAAUCAAGAAACAGUUUGUGCGAAAGUUAAAUUUCUUGUAACUUUCUUACCUCCGGAAGCUUCCGACAACUUUCGAAGCAAAUACGCCUGCUCCCACAGUACUCCCUGUAAAUACUGCAUUAAAGGCGCGUAACAAGUUUGUUGCGAUGGUCCCGUAGCGAUGGUUACAUUUUCACUUGACGGUAAAUGCAAUCAACCUAGAACAUUCUAUUUUCGGAAAAAUCUUUUUAUUUAAAAUUUUAAGAAAUCAAAAAAUCAAAAAUGCGUGAUUCUGAUGCUCAAGAGCGUCAUCGUGACUUAAAAUCGAUCAGAAUUCUAUGUUAACAACACAUCAGUCAAGGAACGAAUCGCCGCUCUGCAAGCGGUCGUAUCCAAGAAGAAAGUUCCGAUCGCGAAGGUAGACAGUGUUGACGAGAAGGAGGAGAUGAUGGUGCUGAACAGAACGGAAGACCUGGAGCAAUCUGUUCUGGAAGUGAGACCUCAAUCCAACGUGGUUAGCUGUGAAUAAUGCAGUCAUCAGUCAUGAAGUGACGUAUUUACAGUUAAACUCGGACGGUUCGAUCCGACGACGCCAAGUCAGAUUCAUGCGGGGAUGCUGCGUCGUGCAGUAA
Messenger RNA from Caenorhabditis sp. 36 PRJEB53466, 2132 nucleotides. Lineage: Eukaryota; Metazoa; Nematoda; Chromadorea; Rhabditida; Rhabditidae. The record is from the annotation of a GenBank genome assembly.